CAAUGUUAGGCUUCAUUAACUUUUGCUCAACGAUUGGGACAUUUGCACUCAGUUGGAACACUGGAAGACCAAUCGUCAGCUGGGCAUAUUAAAUGCAUAGAGAAGCGACUUUUUCAAACAUUUUCAGGGUGAAGUUGUUCCUUUAUUUUUGUUUGACCUUUUUGUUUUUCCUCUUUUUGGUUGGGCGCAAUCAUUUAACUUGCUUCGGAUUUUUCGAUUACUGGCUCGGAUUUCUCGUUUCUUUUGUUUAUUCUGUCAAAUUGCUUUGUUUAUAAUUUCUAGAGCAGUACUAUGUAUUUUGUUUUCACCUCAAGUGUUUAUUGCAAGUAAAAAGUGCCACUUGCACUUGGAAACAGCUGUUGCAGUAACGUAAAUGCAUCGGAAUAUCGGAAAAGAAAGGGGAAGGAAUGAACCUCGGGGCGUUGAACUUAUGACGAUGCUUGAUUCAAGGAAUUUGAUCAGACAUUCCAUUGUCAACCAGCGUGAAGAAGAGCUAUCGUUGGGUCCUUGCAACACCAUGGGACUAGCUCUUGGCACCUCGGCACCCUGGGAUUUUGGCACCUGCCGCUCUGCCAGAUGCCUGGGAUUAGGUCUCGGUCACGUUGAUGAUGACCCUCCCAUUGUGCGGUGCACUUUUCGCAGUGGUUGUUGUCAGCAAGUGGGCCCGCUGGAUGAUUGAUGGACUCCACUGGGGCAUGGGCAUUCCAGCUGGCGGGCUGCGGGCACGCAUCAUAAUCCUCAGAAUUCACCUGCCCACUGCCAUCCCCAUUGAAUAUCAUGAUGAUGGUGCAGAGGUGUUGCCCACUUGCACUUAAUUGCAUGUUUGGUCAGGCGAAUCAACGCCCAGCCAGAAAACCGCCAAAGUCAAAGCCGAAAAACGCCUCUGGAAUGCGCAGCCAACCAUUGCCCUCUUCGGACAACUCCCCGCUCACCCACACUGAGAGAAAUAUUGUGAGUAUGGUGAUGGUGGCAAAUCAAGAAAAAUAAAAUUAUGAAAGACUAUCUUGUAACAUUAUUAGUUCCAAUUUUAACAAACAACUAGUGACAAAAACAGUUCAAUUU
Drosophila elegans is the source of this 1062-nucleotide messenger RNA. RefSeq lists its product as uncharacterized. The coding region runs from base 374 to 679 and encodes 101 amino acids. The record is from RefSeq and is a predicted model, not a curated record. Lineage: Eukaryota; Metazoa; Arthropoda; Insecta; Diptera; Drosophilidae. The transcript is spliced from 2 exons.